UUUUUGGGGUACCCAAUGCCUCUCCCCGCGUUACCACUACGCCCCCACGAGGUGGCCGCCUGCGUCGACUCCCCUCCUUGCCGCGCCUCCACCGGGGAGAGCUUCCCAGCACCCAGACCUCGACCCCCUUCUCCCUGCGCCGUCUUUGUCUCCCCUGCCUCCAGAGACACCGCAGAGAAGCCAUGUGGACACUCCGCCCAGUGCUGAACCUGGGCAUCAGGUCGGGUCCCGCGAGCCUGAGUCCAGUGUGCGUCGCACGCCUCAGCGCCGCCGCAGCCCCUGAACAGCAAAAGCCGAAGAAAACCAAGUUUGGCCCUCUGAAGGAUGAAGACCGCAUUUUUACGAACCUCUACGGCCGCCAUGACUGGAGGCUGAAGGGCGCCAUGGCACGGGGAGACUGGUACAAAACGAAGGAGAUCCUGCUCAAGGGGCAUGAGUGGAUCCUCAACGAGGUGAAGGUGUCGGGGCUGCGAGGACGCGGCGGCGCCGGCUUCCCCACCGGCAUGAAGUGGGGCUUCAUGAACAAGCCCUCCGAUGGACGGCCCAAGUACCUGGUGGUGAACGCAGAUGAGGGCGAGCCCGGCACAUGCAAGGAUCGAGAGAUCAUGCGCCACGACCCGCACAAGCUGAUCGAGGGCUGCCUGGUGGCGGGACGCGCCAUGGGAGCGCGCGCCGCCUAUAUUUACAUCCGCGGCGAGUUCUACAACGAGGCGUCCAACUUACAGCUCGCGAUCAAGGAAGCGUACGAGAAGGGGCUGUUGGGGCACAACGCGUGCGGCUCGGGCUUCGACUUCGACGUGUUCGUGCACCGCGGGGCCGGCGCGUACAUUUGCGGCGAGGAGACGGCACUGAUCGAGAGCCUGGAGGGCAAGCAGGGCAAGCCGCGUCUCAAGCCUCCCUUCCCCGCCGACGUCGGCGUGUUUGGCUGUCCCACGACGGUUGCUAACGUGGAGACGGUCGCCGUGGCGCCCACCAUCUGCCGUCGCGGCGGGGAGUGGUUCGCCGGGUUCGGACGCGAGCGAAACUCCGGGACGAAGCUGUUCAACAUCUCGGGCCACGUCAACCACCCGUGCACGGUGGAGGAGGAGAUGUCCAUCCCGCUGAAGGAGCUCGUCGAGAGACAUGCCGGCGGAGUGCGUGGCGGCUGGGACAAUCUGUUGUGCAUCAUCCCGGGGGGCUCGUCCACGCCGCUCAUCCCUCGUGCCGUGUGCGACGAGGUCCUCAUGGACUUCGACGCUCUCGUCGCAGCGCAGACCGGCCUCGGCACGGCCGCUCUCAUCGUCAUGGACAAGUCGACGGACGUCGUCAAGGCUAUCGCUCGCCUCAUGGAGUUCUACAAACACGAGAGCUGUGGGCAGUGCACACCUUGCCGGGAAGGCACGGGCUGGAUGAACACGAUGAUGUGGCGCCUGGUGGAUGGCAAUGCGCGGGCCGAGGAGAUUGACAUGCUGUGGGAGAUCAGCAAGCAGAUCGAGGGACACACCAUCUGCGCGCUGGGCGAUGGAGCAGCCUGGCCCGUUCAGGGCCUCAUCCGUCACUUCCGCCCGGUGCUUGAAACGCGCAUCCAGCGCUACCAGGAGGCCGCCGUGCGGAAGGCAGCGUCAUCGUCAUAACCUCGUCACUGCCACCGCCCUGUUCCCCCUGCACCCCCCAUCUCCCCCCCCACCUGGCAUGGCAGUCCAUCAGCCAGCGGUGGGAGGGGAGGGAGUGGAGAGUUGGGGAGAGGGAGGGAGGGUGGUGGCGCCCGCUUCCAAAUUACGGAAAAGCAGAACACCACGCACGAACGCACACGCGCAUGCACACGUACGUUGACCCAAAUAUGCACGAUUCCAGGCCCUGGUGGGGAGAACGUGACAGUCGUGUACAGUGGAAAGAGAGAGAGUGACGCCAACGCUUUAGGUUUGCUUUCGCGGAUUCUCUCCCGUGCGUGUUUAUCCUCUGCUCGUCGACAGUUGCCCCCGCGGUGUGUGUGCGUGUGUCGCGUAAGUAGAGCCGCUAGGGGCACCUUUAAUUUCGUGUUCGUUUGGUUUGGGUUUGUUAUUGCGGAACGCGCGCCCGGCACAGCUCGGCAUGCACGUGCUCCCUGGACGGUAGCGAUCGUCCGAUUCCAUCAGAGUGCCAAGCCGCGACGUAACCCCAACCCGGGUCCAGUCUGCGGUGCCGGGGGCGGUGUCAGCCCCAGGCUACUUUAACUCAGCUCCCUCCACUGCAGCCACUUCACGCCCUGCGGUCGCGUCUGAUAAAGAAGUCGCAACCCAAAAAAACAAAUGGUUCUUAUCUUGUGGACAAAGAGGCCUUUCAGCUGUUGGCAAGCCGUGCGUGGCUUGAUCCACCUCGUUCUGUCCGACACCCGAGUUUGGUGGGGGGGGGUUGUUUGGGGUGAUUUAUGCCCCCCCAAAUAGGGGGCCCUGUUCAUCCCCUGAGUGAUCGUGCAACCUGCUCCUUGGUGACGUGGGG
This is a messenger RNA of Lethenteron reissneri (Far Eastern brook lamprey), 2457 nucleotides long. RefSeq names its product NADH dehydrogenase [ubiquinone] flavoprotein 1, mitochondrial-like. Gene Ontology annotation, biological process: mitochondrial electron transport, NADH to ubiquinone. Gene Ontology annotation, molecular function: NAD binding; 4 iron, 4 sulfur cluster binding; FMN binding. The record is from RefSeq and is a predicted model, not a curated record. Gene Ontology annotation, cellular component: respiratory chain complex I. NCBI's taxonomy places the organism in Eukaryota, Metazoa, Chordata, Hyperoartia, Petromyzontiformes, Petromyzontidae.